Dermatophagoides farinae (American house dust mite) is the source of this 1306-nucleotide messenger RNA. The record is from RefSeq and is a predicted model, not a curated record. Lineage: Eukaryota; Metazoa; Arthropoda; Arachnida; Sarcoptiformes; Pyroglyphidae.
UUCUGGUCGACAUCGAAUUGAUUUAUUGAUUGAUUGAUUGGAAGAAAACAAAUUUUUUUUUUUUGAAAUUAGGUGUGGGAGGUUUUUUCUUCAGAGUGACAAUUAAAUUGUUUAUAUAUGCAAAUUCAAAACACCACCACCACCAGCAUGUAUUUAAAAAAUUAUCAUCAUAAUCAUCAUCAUCAUUAUCAUCAUCAUCAUCGACGAUUACAAUCAUCGAUAUCGUUAUGUAAUGAUCAUUUUAAUUCAUUAUCAACUAUUAUUAUUAAAAUGAUGAUUAUAGUGAUUAUAAUUACCAUAACAAUAAUAGUGGAGCCAAUUAUGGCUGCACCAAAAAGUAUUCCAUCACAAAACUUUGAUCUACCAAUUAGUAAAUGUAAUAAAACACAUGCUGAUCAAAAUGUACGUUGGUUAUAUUUUUUCGAUGAUCCCGAUAGGAUAGCGCCGGAUAAUGCAAAAUCAUUUGAACAAUUUUGCAAUCAAACAAAUCAAAAAGAAUUAUAUGUUAAAGAAUAUGCUCGCCGUUGUUUAGCAAAAUUUCCACGUCAAGUGACCAGUUUGCUUAUGUUUGGUAUCAUACGUAAAAAUAGACAAUUUUGUAGUAAAACAAAAUUACGUAAAGAAAUGAUACAUGCAGCACAUUGUUUGAAUACAAUAAAACGUAAAGGAUCCAAAUGUUUUUCACGUGCAAUACAGGAUUUUCUUAUUAUUAAACAUAUGGCCAUUUCUGGACGUGUUGGUAAAACUUGUUGUGUAUAUUAUGCAUUAGAAGAAUGUCUAGUGCAACAAGCCACAGAAACACCACAAUCAUGUAGUAGUGAAGAUGCACAAAUGAUUGAAAAUCUAAUUGAAGGUUAUACUGGCCAGGUUGUAUCGAGCAUCUGUCAAAAUUAUCCAAAAUCACAUGAUUCAUGUUCAAAAUUAUUGCAGAAAAAAGAAAUGAAUAAAUUGAAAAAAUUAAUUAUAAAUGAAAUGAAUAAAACGUAUUCAAUUCUGCCACCAUUAAUCGAUAUUUUGGAUAGUAUUCCACCAUGAAUCGAUGAAUCAAUGAAUCGUCGUCGACUAUCUUGUCAGCAUACACACACUGGUUAUAUUUUUUUUGUAUAUCAAUUUUUUUUUCAUAAUUUUCACCAGAAUCGAUGAAUUUUUUUUUGUUGUUAUCCACACACACACCCCCACACACACACACACACACACACAAAACCGGUCAAUGAAUUCGAUUCGUGCUAGCCAUACCAUACCAUUACAUUCAUUUUGUUGUGAUCAAUUUACAAGAAAAAAAAAUAUUCUACAUUUCAAUUAUCAA